Menidia menidia (Atlantic silverside) is the source of this 3475-nucleotide messenger RNA. NCBI's taxonomy places the organism in Eukaryota, Metazoa, Chordata, Actinopteri, Atheriniformes, Atherinopsidae. The record is from the annotation of a GenBank genome assembly.
AAACUAUUAAAUUGAUGCUGCUGACUGUUGCAACUGUCAACAAGUUCCGGGUAACGUUUGCCUGAUGACCUCAGCCUGUCGGCCCAACGUAAACAUCGCUGUUUGUCGCCGAGGCUAACGCCUGUUGAGCUCCUAAUCUCCGACAUUACGACAUGGCAAAGAAAACGGAGGACUCCGGGGAUUUAUGGCUUUGAUAACCUCAAAAGUACUCCCUUCCAUGGUUCGACCCCAAAUCUUGAUCUGACUCCACCAUGUCGUCGCGUGUGCUGCUGCGGCAGCAGCUGAUGCGGGAGCAGGCUCAGGAGCAGGAGAGGCGCGAGGCCCAGCAGCAGGCCUCCGCCUCUCAGCUCCGGGCCUCUGACUCCACUCCAGCCAUCUCCGUCACCCUGCCCCCCAAUGCUGCACGCCCCCCUCCCGCACAGGUGCCCGUGGAGGUGCUCAAAGUGCAGACCCACUUGGAGAACCCCACCAAGUACCACAUCCAGCAGGCCCAGAGGCAGCAGGUCAAGCAGUACCUCUCCACCACGCUGGGCAACAAUGCGGUCACACAGACUCUCGGCGUGUCGCCCAUGCCGCAGUCCAGUUCGGCUCCUGAAAUUGCUCCCACUGCCAGCAGUGCCCCCAACAGUCCCAUGGCUCUACUCAACAUCGGAUCUAAUAAGGAAGAGAUUGACGAUGUGAUCGACGACAUCAUUAGUCUUGAAUCCAGUUUUAAUGAUGACAUCAUCACAUUGAUUGACUCAGGUCUUCAGCUGCCAAGCACGCUCCCGGGAAAUCUGCUGGAUGUCUAUCACAGUCCUGGAAUGGCAGCACCCACCCUCACCGUCAGCAACUCCUGCCCCGCUGACCUUCCAAAAAUUAAAAGGGAAAUUACCGGUACAACACAUGUUUACAUGCAUGCAGAUACCAAAGCACUAUUGAAAGAAAGGCAGAAGAAAGACAACCAUAACCUCAUUGAACGGAGGCGGAGAUUCAACAUCAACGACCGCAUAAAGGAGCUGGGAACCCUCAUACCCAAAUCAACCGAUCCAGAGAUGCGCUGGAAUAAAGGCACCAUCCUGAAAGCUUCCGUAGACUACAUCAGGAAGCUACAGAAGGAGCAGCAGAGAUCCAAGGAUAUCGAAAUGCGCCAGAAAAAGCUGGAACAAGACAAUCACAUUCUGAUGCUACGCAUCCAGGAACUGGAAAUGCAGGCGCGCCUCCACGGCCUGUCCUCCGCCAGCGGCCUGAGCUCGGACGCCCGCCUCCUGCAGCAGCAGCAGGCGGCCCAGCCCAGCGGCCCGUCGCUGGCUCCCAACGCGGGGGGCAACCUCCUCGCCCUGAGGGCCGGCGGCCAGCCCCUGCCGGCCUCCUUCCUGUCCCCGCCCUCCUCGGAGUCCCCGGCCGGCGUCACCAUCAGCAGCCCGCUGGACCUGGGCAGCCUGAGCUUCGCCGAGCUGGACGACUCCUCGGCCUCGGCGCUCUACCCCGGCGUGGGCCUGGGGGACAUCCUGAUGGACGACGGCUGCGCCCUGUCCCCCGACAGGAUGGGCGAGCCGCUGUUUUCCCCCCUGUCACCCGGUGCCUCCAAAACCAGCAGCCGCAGGAGCAGCCUCGAAAUGGACGAGGACUUGUGAUGAGUUUUGUGCGGUCAGUAGAGACGAUGGAAGUCCAUCCUCAUUAACACGAGUCUAUUUAUAGAACUGUAGCAGUGAACUAUAAAAGUAAGCAGAGCUGUUUAAAAAAACUAAUACUAACUUAAAUAUUAGGUCCAGAGAAAGUUCUUGAGUCUUCUAUGCCAUACAGACCUAAUUACUAUAGUUCCUAUUUGGAACAGUCGAUUAUGAUCGGGUUUCUAGAUGCAAUCUGAAAAUGGAAUAAUGCAUUAUAGAGGCAUGCAUUAAAAAGAUAAUACAUUCUCUAUAGUUUUAAGAUUUACUCAGAGAUUUAAGAGGGAUUUUUUUUUCUUUUUUUGCUUGAAUUUAUGAUAUGCUUUCAUCAUGUGUGGGGCGAAAAAAAGCUGUGAGAUUUCUUUUUUUCGACAACCUUGGCAUGACAAAAUGUAUUCAGAGAUGCCAACGUGCGCGUUUUGUUGGGUUCUUUCCUCAACUGACUGGAAUCAGGGUUCGUCGGUAGCAGUCGCAUGCUCAUCCGUGUUGGGUCGUUUCACCAGCAGCUACAGAAGGGAUCUUUGUAAAGAAAAUUGGCACAUCGUGACCUAUUUCCUGCAUAUUGUACAUAAGAGUAUUUUAUUUUGAGCAGUUUUUAUUGCACCUUACUUUAUGGCAGUCUAUGCAUUUUUCUGAAAGCUUGUGUCUGUUUUUAUCGCCAUCACACACACACAGUGGGCCGCCAUGGCCCACAUUCCGUGUACUCGUAAUAAACCUUAGAAGCGGUGAGAAAUCACUCGCUGCUGCAGCUAGUCGGCCAAAGCAGGACUUCCUCCAGAGUAGCUAAAUAUUACAAAUCAGCUUUUUAUUUUUUGAAUGCGUUUGCAUCGUCACUAGAAAUGCAAGAACACGUGGGAAUUUCUUUUUUUUUUUCUUUUCUUUUACACCAGUACUGUAGUUCAUCUUUUUUUAUACCUGAUAGUUGGAUAAGUGGGUUUUCAGUACUAAUAUCUGUGUCGUCAGUGACUGUUUGUCCCCCUUAACCUCGGUAAUCACUGAGUGAUUUUACCAGUUAGCAUGUUCUGCUAAGAUUACGGUCUUUUUAUUUCUUUUCUAGAGGAUCAGAUGUAAUAUCUAAUUAUGCAUCAAUACUCAUUGUAGUAUGAAUUUUAGAGGGCUGUGGCUCUCUUUAAAACCACUAGUCACCUCCUUCAUAAUAAUGUAUGACUUUUGUUUGGAACCUGCAAUGCAAUUAUUUUAUAAAGUAGCCACAAAGUUUAGAAUUGUAACUCAUUUGUUAGAGGCUUAACACAACCUUAUGUACAGUUGUUGAAUGUGUGUUUUGAGAAUGUACCUACAUAUAUAAGUUGUUUUUUUUUUCCUUUUUAAAGAUUUUUGUCCAACAAGCAUAUGCAGCUUCAGAUAAAAAAAUCUGAAGUUCCAGUGGAUCUAAAAGAUGGUAGUUUCAGUAACAUUGGCUGGUUGGGACUAUUCUGAAGCGUCCUCAGCCGUUUAUUCAAAGAAUUUCGGCUACUUUUAUGCUGAGAGCAGCUCCACCCUCACAAAUGGCAGUCUCUCCAUAUUCAAAACAUGUUUGAUCUGCUUUUUUUUCCCCUGCUCAUUCACAUCUGCUCUGCACAAUAUUGACUAUGUCCACCUCGACAUACAUUUGAGCACUAACAAUCAGUUACUAACCAUGGACGUGUGUCUUUGUCCCCCACAAUAUGGCUUUCAGAAGAUUUUAACAAAUAAAAAAAAUAAAUUCUCGUCGGCUCACGUGUGGAUGUGGUCGUUUCCUAACGGGGGACCGUCAGUGGUUGAGCAUUUGGGAGAUCUCCAUGCCCAGGUCGACGCACUCGGUGGCGUGGAGGCAGACCUCGCAGACG